AUGAGUGCCCCCAACAUCGGUCCUGGAUCAGGUUCCGGUUCUGGAUCAGCGCAGAUGGCUGGGUCUGUGCCAGGAUCGUACUUUCCGCUACAUGCCGCACCAGGCCCGCCACCCUCUAUGAUGACAGGCGAAAGUCCACAGAGGUCGACUGUAUCUGCAAGCAAUGCGAACACUAGCAGCAGUGAGGUUUCAUGGGAGGGCCAUGUAAAAGCUGCCGGCGGCCCCGGUGGUAUUAUUGGUGGCGGACGCUCUGUGUCCAUAGCGGAAGGACAGCAGUUCAUUACGAUUACACCCUCCUAUGGCGAUGAGAUCCAUGUUCCUGUGGAUGUACACCAAGCAUCGAAACAAGCAGACGAGAAGCGGCUUCGAAACGCCGGUGCGUCGGCGCGGUUCCGGGCACGAAAAAAGGAGAAGGACCGUGAGGCACAGAUUGGGAUACAAAGACUCGAGGCCGUGAACAGGGACCUGCAGAAACGCAACCAGGAGCUGGAGGCACAGCGCGACUUUUACCGUAACGAGCGAAACCGACUGCGGCACAUCAUGUCGCAGUCACCGAGCAUGCGCGAGUACAUCGAUUCUGGGCCACCAAGUCCCGCGUCUACAUCGCUGAGCGCAACGCCCAACCAGCUUCCGCACAGCAUCUACAAGCGCCGCCUCAGCAGCAGCAGCCACAGCCACAACCUCGUCUGCACCCUCAGCACCUCCCACAACACCAGCCGUAUACGCAACAUCCCCAGCAUCCACACCAGCCGCAACGCCAAAUCACACCGACUCACACACCGGGCCCGUUGUAUCCGCCCAUGA
Sporothrix brasiliensis 5110 is the source of this 804-nucleotide messenger RNA. RefSeq lists its product as uncharacterized. Gene Ontology annotation, biological process: regulation of transcription by RNA polymerase II. The transcript has 3 exons. The record is from RefSeq and is a predicted model, not a curated record. NCBI's taxonomy places the organism in Eukaryota, Fungi, Ascomycota, Sordariomycetes, Ophiostomatales, Ophiostomataceae. The coding region runs from base 1 to 804 and encodes 267 amino acids. Gene Ontology annotation, cellular component: Cbf1-Met4-Met28 complex; nucleus. Gene Ontology annotation, molecular function: DNA-binding transcription activator activity, RNA polymerase II-specific; RNA polymerase II transcription regulatory region sequence-specific DNA binding.